Molecule: messenger RNA, 3446 nt
Organism: Cajanus cajan (pigeon pea)
Lineage: Eukaryota; Viridiplantae; Streptophyta; Magnoliopsida; Fabales; Fabaceae
Source: RefSeq, a predicted model, not a curated record
AUGGGAACUUUCAUAACCAUAGACAUAGAGGCAUCUCCCCUCGGACAACAUGACAAUAACUGCAUUGAAGUUGCUUGUUGUGUAGUAUUUGCUGCUCGUUCUAGGUGGGGAUUACCUUUUGGGAUGAAUCCUCCAAAUCCAAGAACAGUCCAUCGUCGUUAUGCUAUAAUGCCGGUGGUUCUCGAUGAAGAUCUUGUCAUGGAAAAAUCAAAUCACAUGUGGAAACAAGAUGCAAUGAUUGAAGAAAUUAUUAAAAAGAUAAAAGAUAUAUUGGGUAAUAAAUUUUCUUGUCUUCCAAAAGAUAAUCUAGUUGGAAUGGAAUCUCGUGUUGAAACAUUAUCAAGGAUAUUGUGUUUAGAAUUGGUUAACGAUGUUCGAGUUGUCGGAAUUAGUGGAAUGGGUGGGAUAGGAAAGACAACUCUUGCUCAUUCUUUAUAUGAAAGAAUCUCUGAGCAAUAUAAUUUUUGUUGUUUUAUUGAUGUAAGCAACAUUUAUCAAGCUUAUGGUACUAUAGGUGUACAAAAGCAAUUGCUUUCUCAAUGUCUUAAAGAAAAGAAUCUUGAGAUUUCCAAUGCUUCUGAGGGAACGUGUUUAGUAUGGGAAAGGUUAUUAGGUGCAAGGGCUCUUAUUAUUCUUGAUAAUGUUGAUCAAGAUAGGCAACUAAAUAUGUUUACAGGGAAUAGGGAGACUUUAUUACGUGAAUGCCUAGGUAGGGGGAGUAGAAUUAUCAUAAUUUCUAGGGAUAAUCUUAUAUUGAGGAAACAUGGAGUAGAUGAUGUUUAUCAAGUCCAGCCACUGAAUCACGAAGAUGCUAUUCAGUUGUUUUACAAAUAUGCUUUCAAAGGUAAUCAUAUUAUGAGUGGUUAUGAGGAGUUGACAUAUGAUAUACUAUUACAUGUUCAAGGCCAUCCUUUGGCAAUUGAAAUAUUGGGCUCAUCUUUAUGUAAUAGAAAUAUCCCAGAAUGGAGAAGUGUAUUGGCUAGGCUAAAAGAAAUUAAAAGUGAAAAAAUUAUGAAUGUCCUACGAAUAAGUUUUGAUGACUUGGAUAACCUUGAAAAGGAGCUAUUUUUAGAUAUUGCUUGCUUCUUCAAUUUUUCUAUCAAGAAAGAAGUGAUGGAGAUUCUAAAUCAACGUGGUUUUCAUCCUGAAUGUGGUCUACAAGUUCUUGCUAGCAAAUCGCUCAUAACCAUUGAUGAGUAUGAGGGUAUUCAUAUGCACAGCUUGUUGGUAGACUUGGGAAAGUGUAUUGUUCGAGAAAAAUUCCCUAAAGAGCCAAGAAAGUGGAGUAGGUUGUGGGAUUAUCAAGAUUUGCACAAAGUUAUGUCAGACAAUAUGGAAUCUGAAAAUAUUGAGGCCAUAGUUUCAUACCCUGAUUUUUUGGAUGAAAUAACAAUACGUGUUGAUGCUCUAUCAAAAAUGAGACAUCUUAAGUUGCUCAUGCUUCAUACUCUGAAUUUUUGGGGAAGCCUCAAUCAUCUGUCCAAUGAGUUAGUACAUCUUGAAUGGAAAAAAUAUCCUUUUAAGAGUUUGCCUCAAAGCUUUCAACCAGAGAACCUUGUUGAGUUGUCUCUAUGUGAGAGCAACAUGAAACAACUGUGGAAAAAGAGAAAGCCUCUACCCAAAUUACAACGUUUGGAUCUCUCCUAUUCCAAAAACGUAAUGAAGAUACCAGAUCUUGGAGAUGCUCUAGAUCUUAGGUGUCUAAUUUUGAGAGGAUGUAAAAAACUCAGGCAGCUUCAUCCAUCCAUUGGUCUUCUAAGAGAGCUGACUCUUUUGGAUUUGGAAGAAUGUACAAGUCUUAUCAAGUUACCACAUUUCAAAGAGAACCUAAGUCUUGAAACUCUAAAUCUUCGAGGAUGUAUAAAACUGAAGGAGAUCAAGCCAUCUAUUGGUCAUCUACAAAAGCUUACGUUUUUAGAUUUGCGUGAGUGUGAAAAUCUAGUAAGCUUAUCCAGCAACAUAUUGCGUCUAAAUUCUCUAGAAUACCUGAAUCAUUCCUGGUGUCCAAAAUUAUUUAGUCUUAAAGCAAGAGAUGAAGAGAAAAUGAUGAAGCCUUGUAUAGGUGAAUCUCCUAUUUGUUCCCACUCAAAAUCGUCCAUCGUGAAAAGGUGGUUUCAUCCUAGAGCAAAUAAAGAUUCAGUUAGCUGCAUGUUGCCUUCCUCGCCUACUCUUACUCAUAUGCGUGAACUUUAUCUGAAGUCAUGCAAUUUAGUUCAAAUCCCUGAUGUUAUUGGAAGUUUAUGUUUCUUAGAAAUUCUAAAUUUAAUGGGAAAUGAUUUUGCCACACUUCCGAGCCUCAAGGAGCUUUCGAAACUGUACAAUUUAAAUUUAAGGGAUUGUAGGCGGUUGGAAAAUUUGCCUGAGCUCCCUUCACAAACUGACUUAAAUAACAACUUCAAGAAAGCAGGAUUAAAUAUUUAUUGUUGUCCAAAAUUGGUUGAGUUGAAAUGCUGCCGUAGCAAGGCUCUUUCAUGGACGAUACAAAUUCUUAAGGUGUGUUCACUAUUUCCUUUCUCUCUUUUUCUUUGUCUUAUUAUUGGAGGAAGUGAAAUACCUGGUUGGUUCAACAAUCAGCACGUAGGCAUGGGUAAAUUCAUAACCUUAGAUGAAGCACCCCUUAUGCAGCAUGACAAUGGUUGUAUUGCUCUUGCUUGUUGUGUAGUAUUUGCACAUUCUUCUGGAAGAAUGCCUCCUCCCAAAACAGAAUUUAUUUGUGGUUAUACUGCUGUGAUUCCGUUGGUUUCGGGUGAAGAACGUCAAGUCACGGAAGAUCACUUGUGGUUGUUCUAUUAUUCUAAUCCACCACGGGAUAUCACAGACAGGAAAUUGGAAAUUCAAAUAACGAGCUAUUGGCCUAUUGAGGUGAAAAAAUAUGGGUAUCGUUGGGUAUAUGAGAAGGACAACUUUUUGGCAAUUGAAGAAAACAUGUAGCAACUUCAUUUCAGCUACGCUUUCACAUAUAGAAGGAUUGGUGGCAUAAUUGAAUAUGGUUGCAUAGCAGAAUUCAAAUUCACAAUGACUUUAGGGAUAUAUUGUCCAACCCUCUCUUUGCAAGCUGCACAAAUGUUAAAGGUGGCAAUUAAUAUUUUCAUACAAGUGGUCGUUCACACAACUUGAGACAAAUAUCAACAGAAUGGAGAAAGGGUGCUUCCAAAUCCUCAUGGAAAAACACAGUCAAGUUUUUGUUUAAUCAGUUUCCACAUCCUGCAUCUAUAGGAUCCUUCUAUUGAAGGAAGUGACAUUGGCCAACACCCACCUGUUGCAACUUUUUGAAAACCGGAUUAAAGACCGAAACAAGAAGACCAUGUUUGUUUGAUUCAAUCUGUUAAAUUUAUGAUUAAAUUGUAAUUAGGCUUUAGUCAAAUUGGAUACGUAGCUUGUUCAUGGGCCAACCAUAUUUUAUCUUGAUUACUAUAUUGAUGGAGUUGCUCCUUUACAAAAUGUAA